AUGACUGUAGGGAAAACUGCGAAAAUUUCAUCACCCUCUAUGAGGAGACGAAAAUCUGCUUUAGGCGAAGACGACGAUUUGGAACGAGAAACAAAAGCAUUAGCUUCAUUUUAUCCAAGUCCACCACCCGUGGACUUUGUUCAAAGUACAAUGUAUGGACGUUACACGAAAGAAUUGGGUGACUAUGUCAAAGGAACGCAACAGAACAUAUCAGCGCCUGUCAUACACGGCGGUGCUAACGAAGAAUUCAGCAAGUACGGCGGGAAAAUCAGUUCCACUUUAGAAGUCGUAUGGCGCCAUUCGUUCGCCAAGCUCAGCGAAGAUUGGGUGUUUCUCACGUUAUUGGGUCUCGUCAUGGCUGUACUAAGUUUUGCCAUGGAUUACGGUAUAGACUUCACCAACGAAGGAAGAAUAUGGCUAUUCAAAGAUAUGGCAUUCAAUCAGUAUGUGCAGUACAUUGCUUGGGUACUGUUACCAGUCAGUUUGAUAACAUUCGCAGCAGGAUUCGUACACUUAGUUGCGCCUCAAUCAAUUGGUUCUGGAAUACCAGAGAUGAAAACAAUAUUAAGAGGCGUCGCGUUAAAAGAAUUUCUCACCUUGAGAACGUUGAUCGCGAAAGUUGUCGGAGUUACAGCAACCUUAGGUUCGGGUCUACCUCUCGGCAAAGAGGGCCCGUUCGUGCACAUUGCCAGCAUAACGGCCACGCUUUUGACGAAAGUAAUUACCUCGUUCAAAGGAAUCUACGAGAACGAAUCGCGGAACACUGAAAUGCUGGCUGCGGCGUGCGCGGUCGGAGUGGCCAGCUGUUUCGGGGCUCCAAUAGGAGGUGUGCUCUUCAGCAUCGAAGUAACGACAGUGUACUUCGCUGUGAGGAACUACUGGAGAGGUUUCUUUUCCGCAGUCUGUAGUGCAACCGUGUUUCGACUGCUGGCCGUAUGGUUCAACAAAGCCGAAACCGUAAAGGCUUUUUUCCCGACCCAUUUCACUAUGGAAUAUCCAUUCGAUCCUCAAGAGUUGACCGUUUUCGCUUUACUUGGGGUAGUGUGUGGAAUUAUCGGAGCCGGUUACGUUUGGGCGCACAGGCAAUACGUUUUGUUUAUGAGACAGAGUAAAAGUAUGAACUCUUUCCUACAGAAGAACCGUUUUUUAUAUCCGAGUCUCAUCACGUUUCUCACGUUGACAAUCACAUUCCCAUUAGGCACCGGUAAAUAUAUUGCUGGUGAACUGAACGUACACGACCAAUUAACCGGGCUGUUUAGUAAUUUCACAUGGACAAAGAAUGAGUUCACCAUCGAGGAGGCAGAAAUGAUGAACCAUUGGCGAACGGAAAACACCAACGUUUUCAUAUGUUUAUCGGCUUACAUAGCUUAUAAUUUUGUGUUCUCUAUAAUAGCAUCGACCAUUCCAAUACCAUCCGGUAGUUUCAUUCCAGUGUUCAAAACCGGAGCUGCGUUCGGUCGAAUAGUUGGUGAACUCAUGCACUUGUGGUUCCCGAGCGGCGUUAGACACGGGAAAUUCAUCACGCCUAUCAUACCAGGAGGUUAUGCCGUAGUCGGAGCAGCAGCUUUUGCCGGGGCCGUUACACAUUCCAUAUCAGUGUCUGUAAUUGCUUUCGAAAUGACCGGACAGAUCACUCAUAUUGUACCAGUCAUGAUCGCCGUGUUAAUAUCGAACGCUGUAGCAGUAUUAUUGCAACCUUCGCUAUACGACAGUAUUAUACUAAUAAAGAAUCUACCCUACUUGCCAGAUCUUCUCCCGUCCAUAUCGGGUAUUUACAGUGUGUAUGUAGAAGAUUUUAUGGUCAGAGAUGUCAAGUACAUUUGGUAUAAUAUGAGUUACAGAGACCUGAAAAAAGUUCUAAGGGAAAAUAAGGUUUUAAGAGUGUUUCCGUUAGUUGAUAAACCAGACUCGAUGAUUUUAUUGGGUUCAGUACCUCGGGUAGAAUUAAUAAAACUCAUCGAUAGACAAGUUGGUAAAGAAAGGCGGAUGCAGGUAGUCGCUAAAUGGCAGAAAGAAGCACAGGAGAGACUUGACGAGGUAGAAAGAAGAAGAAGGGACAACAAAGAAAGGAGACCUUCCAGAUUUGAAGUCACACCCGCACCAGAUAAUCUACAAAGGAAGCAUUCAAUUAGUUCUCAAUCACUUUCUACAAAUCCCAUGAUUAAGGUGCAAUGCAGUUCUUCAUUGAAAGGACAUCCGAAAAAAUCUAUUUUAAAAAAGACAAACUCGUUCACUUUACAUAACCUAACACCUAUGAUGACUCCGUCUGCGACACCGUAUUCGACGAUAACUGGAGCAGAAAGCCGCAUACGACUAGCGUUCGAAGCUAUAUUCCACAAAUCUGCUACACUUCGAGAUGCAAACCCGGAACAGCAGAGCUUGACAGAUAUUACGGACAAGGAUAGGUGUUCGUCACAAAUCAUACAAGUGUCCAAAAAAGUUCAACUGCCUAAGGAGAGGGUCAUCGACAUGUCACCGGAAGAGCAGAGCGAAUGGGAACAAACGGAAAUGGACAAGAUUUUAGAUUUCGGUUCCUGUCACAUUGACCCGGCUCCGUUUCAGUUGGUAGAGAGGACGUCAUUACUUAAGGUUCAUUCGGUGUUCUCGUUGGUCGGUGUCAAUCACGCGUACGUCACUGCCAUUGGCCGCCUGGUCGGCGUUGUCGGCUUAAAAGAAUUGAGAAAAGCCAUAGAAGACACCAACUCGGGAACCAAACUUGGACACCACAAGACAUCAGGCUACCGCAGCGCUGCGAUGGAAUCACUGUUAAGUAAUCGACAGAUGGACAACGAUUUUGACGUGUAG
Messenger RNA from Macrosiphum euphorbiae (potato aphid), 2805 nucleotides. NCBI's taxonomy places the organism in Eukaryota, Metazoa, Arthropoda, Insecta, Hemiptera, Aphididae. The record is from the annotation of a GenBank genome assembly.